CGAUUUCUCUCUCCCUCUCUCUCUCUCUCUUUAACGAAACCGACUCCCUUCAUAUCCCUCUCUCGCUUCGCUCUUCCCUUCAAAGGGCCUUCCACAUAACACUCGAAGCCAAUCCCAAAACGCCUCACAAGAACCAAACCAAAUUUCUCCCCACAUUUCACUCUCACACUCUCUCCUUAUCUUCCUCCCAAACCCUAGAGUUUUACAGGAUUCAUCAUGAAGGGCGGUAAAUCCAAGGCGGCGCCUAAAAAGACCGAUACCAAGUUGAAGAGCAAAAGUGCUGGAGCUAGUAAGAAAUCGGCGAAGGCUGCGAAGGAUCCUAACAAGCCGAAGAGGCCUGCUAGUGCUUUCUUCGUCUUCAUGGAGGAGUUCAGGAAGCAGUACAAGAAAGAGCAUCCUAAUAACAAAUCCGUUGCCGCUGUUGGAAAGGCUGGCGGUGAUAAAUGGAAGUCAAUGUCCGAUGCUGAGAAAGCACCUUAUAUAAACAAGGCUGAGAAAAGGAAGACAGAGUACAAUAAAAGCAUGCAAGCUUAUAAUAAGAGAAUUGCGGAGGGAGGAAAUGGAGCUGAAGAAGAAGAAUCAGACAAAUCCAAAUCAGAAGUCAAUGACGAUGAUGAAGAUGAUGAUGAGAGUGGAGAGGAAGAUGAUGAUGAGUAAAUGUUAGGGACGAGGAAUGAUAUGGUGGAAGAACAAGCAUUUAACUCCAUAGUUUGGAGCAAAAAGACUCGGCAAUUUAGAUUUUUCUUAUGUUCUCGGAUAAAUAGCUACUUCUUUUCCCUUUUUUUGGGUAAUUAGGAUAGAUGGGAGAAAAGAAAUCAAAACAAACAAGGUUCGGGUUGAAUGUUAGAUUUCUUAAGUUGACAUGGAUCUGUAUUCAAGGAAAAUCUGUUAGUAAUUGCACAAUGAUUCAGUUUUAGUUGAUUAUUCUACUGAUGUUCAUGAA
This is a messenger RNA of Benincasa hispida (wax gourd), 943 nucleotides long. RefSeq names its product HMG1/2-like protein. The record is from RefSeq and is a predicted model, not a curated record. NCBI's taxonomy places the organism in Eukaryota, Viridiplantae, Streptophyta, Magnoliopsida, Cucurbitales, Cucurbitaceae.